AUGGCCCAGAGGCAACCAGCUGCCCUGGGAGACUGGACACCAGCAGACCCGUGCCCCGGGGCGCCCGCUGACCAGUGCCCGGGGGUGCCGGCCACGCCCGCUGAGGGCCCUCCGGCCGUCGCGCCGGCUGACCGGCCCGCACCGGCCCCCGCCGGCGAGCCUCCGGCCGUCGCGCCGGCCGACCGGCCCGGACCGGACCCCGGCGGCGAGCCUCCGGCCGUCGGGCCGGCCGACCGGCCCCCCGCCGGCGCCGGCCAGCCUCGGAGCCCGUCGGCCGAGCAGGCACGGCUGCCGGGCUCGCCCCGCGGCCCCGGCGGCGAGCCGGCCCACGACGUAGUCUCGCUGGCCGACACGGCCUCCCUCUAUGGCCAGGUGGACUCGGUCUCCAUGUACGGCACGGCCGAGUCCCUGCUGCAGGAGGACGGCAGCUCGCUGGGAUCGGACUCAGAGCUCAACGGCAGCACCGCCUCCUCGCGGCGCACCGACAAGUACGGCUUCCUGGGAGGGACGCAGUUCUGCGGCGGGCAGGAGAGUGCGAUCCCAGUGGAUGUUGCCCGGCACCGUGAACUGAAGUGGUUGGAGAUGUUGAGCCGUUGGGACAAAUGGGUAGCUCGGCGCUUUGACAAG
Molecule: messenger RNA, 627 nt
Organism: Carcharodon carcharias (great white shark)
Lineage: Eukaryota; Metazoa; Chordata; Chondrichthyes; Lamniformes; Lamnidae
Product: TBC1 domain family member 10B-like
Exons: 2
Source: RefSeq, a predicted model, not a curated record